Messenger RNA from Leucoraja erinaceus (little skate), 7701 nucleotides. Its product is annotated as neuroblast differentiation-associated protein AHNAK-like. Gene Ontology annotation, molecular function: protein binding. Gene Ontology annotation, cellular component: nucleus; cytoplasm. Gene Ontology annotation, biological process: regulation of RNA splicing. NCBI's taxonomy places the organism in Eukaryota, Metazoa, Chordata, Chondrichthyes, Rajiformes, Rajidae. The record is from RefSeq and is a predicted model, not a curated record.
UGCCUGAGAGGGAACAUGUGCGACUACCUCCAUGGUCUCUGCUCAGCCUGGAUCCUACCCCAUCUCCCAGACAUUGUUCGGUUGUCGGACAAUGGUGACACCUCUACAUCUGAACCGACGAACGUUCCUGUGGUAGAGGACGAUGCUCACAGCCCCUCCACGAUCCAGCCAGAUCUCCAGCCCCCCUGCGUCCAGCCGACAGACAAAGCAAUCAGCCCGUGUACCGAGAUUCACAAGGAGCUGCUUCAUGAAGAGUUAAAACAAUUUCUGCGGAUUAAAAAGAGUCGCCACGUCGAUUUAUUGCCUGAGGCUGACAUGGAGACGGUGGGUCAAGGCCGGGUUGCCAAGGAGCUGAAGAUGACGGAGAUGGUGGAUUUGAUUGUGGAGACGGAGCCUGAGUUCGGAGCGUCGGGAUUCAGCGUGACUGGCGGAGGGAAGGACGGGAUCUUCAUCAAGGAGGUGCUGAAGGAUUCACGGGCCAUAAAGGCACUGAACCUGAAGGAGGGUGAUCAGAUCCUCUGUGCCCAGGUCUUCUUCGACAAUGCCAAGUACGAGGAUGUGGUGAAGAUCCUGCAGAGCGCCGAGUCGUACAAAGUCGCCUUCCGCCUCAAGCGCACAGUGCCCAGUGCUGACGUGGCCGUUUCAUCUGAGACUGGCAACCUCGAACUGAAAGGACCAGAAGCCAAAAAGACAAAGCUGACUGUCAAGAGCAUCUCACCUGUAAAAAAGACCAAGCAGCUGAUGAGGGGAAAGAUCCUCGGCAAGGAAGAGUCAGCUCUGGAACUAGAUGUGCCGGUGGAUGUGGAGUUUGCCUUUCCCAAGUUCUCCAGGUUUAAGCGGCUGAGUAUCACUUCUCCCAAAGACGCCGAGGCCAUGAAAGGUGAAGGCACGCUGAGACACCCCGAGGUUGAGGCCGAGCUUUCCCUGGGUGAGGGUCACGGCAAAGGCAAGAAGAAACGGCUCAAGUUCCCUGGCUUCCGGGCCAGCGAGUCUGGCAAGGUCAAGGUUGAGGUCGGAGUGGAACCCAAGGAGAAGUCCACCGUCUCGGUGAAACCGCCACGGGUCGUCGCAACAAAGGAGGCGAAAAGCGCAAAGACAAAAAUUAAGAUGCCUUCGUUUGACCUGGCCAAAAGGGAGACUCCAAGUCCAAAAGCCAAGGGCGGGUUGAAAGACUCUGGGAAAGUGAAAGUAUCUGCUGAUGGAGGUACAGCAGAAAGCAAGUUGGUGCUGGGACUCCCAUUGCAAGCACCAAAGGUGGAACUAGAUCUUGGUUUAUCCAAAGCAGAGGGUGAUUCACAUGGACAAGCGGCUGAAGGGGAGGUCAGCGUAAAAGGACCCAGCUUUAAAAUCAAAAUGCCCUCGUUUGCAAUGAAGGGUGCAGAGGCAAUGGAUGUCGUUGAUGCAAAGGUCAAGGCAGGAGGCAAGGCAGAGGGAGAUGAGGUGGAAGGACUGGAGGGCAAGUUUAAAAUGGCCCAGAUAGCAAUGCCCACCAUUGACAUUGCCGUGCCGAAAAUGAAACCGGUGGAAGAUGACGUGAUGGUUUCAGGAGUCGAGGUUGCGGUUGGCAGUCUUAAAACAUUGUGUUUGGAAGGAAGGAUCAAAGAACUUGCGCAAAAGGCAACAACAUUUGACAUUUCAGCCCCUAAGAUCCCAGAUGUUGGGAUCAGUCUCCCGAAAGCGUCGGUGGACGUCUCUGCAGAAGGACUUGGACAACGGGAGGCCCGGACUGGGAAAGUUGACAUCCAAUCUUCCAAAAUCAUCACCGAAGGAUCUGACGUGAAGAUGAAAAUGCCCAAGGUAUCUCUGCCCGAAUUUGGCAUGUCGGCCAAGGGGCGAGAGGGUACGGUGGAGGUGGCUUCAGCUGUUUCUGAACCUCUGUUGAAGAUGCCAACGUUCGAGGUGUUCCUGCCCAAAUUGAGACUGGGCGACGCUUCGCCGCCAACGACGGAGAAAGAUGCGGCAGUAUCUGGGCGGCACGUUUCCAAGGUCAACGUGGACAUUAAGGGUCCUCAGCUGGAGGGUCCGAAACUGCCGUCGGUGAAAAUGCCGACCAUUGACAUUGCCAUGCCCAAGGUCACUCUCCCAGAUUUUCAGCUUCCGACGGGAAGAGCGGAGGUAUCCGGGCCAGGCGAUGGGAAGACUAUGAAGGUAUCGGCGGGAAAGCCGGGAAUCGGGGACCAAGUGGCCGAAUCGAGCGCCGAGGGCUUCGACCUGCAGCUGAAAAUGCCAAAGGUGUCACUGCCAAGUUUGCCGUCCUGUGGGAAAGAAGAUGAGGUGGGCACGGCCGGUGGCGAUGCCAAAACCAAGCUCCCCGUAAUGUCCAUGCCCAAAUUUGAAAUUUCCGUGCCAGGGUUGAAAGGUGCCGGCGCCGAGACUGGACUCUCGGUGGGAGGUGAAGAAAGAGACUCGGGCUUCAGUCUUGGUAAGUUGCCGAGCGUUAAGAUGCCAGGCUUUGAUAUAUCUGCGCCCAAGGUGAAGAUGCCAGAUAUCAACGUUCUCUUUCCGUCGGGCAAAGCGGAGGUCCCGGCCGCUGUCCUUGGUGCCACCAAGGCUCCGAAAGUUGGAGGGCCAAAAACUGGCGGCCAAACGUCUGAAUCGAGCUCGGAAGGGUUUGAUUUGCAAUUCAAAAUGCCCAAGGUGACACUGCCCACAUUUGGCAUGUCGGCCGCCAAAUCUGAUCCGAGCGGGUGCGAGACCACAGUGGACGGUAAGAUGCCAGCCGUUGACUUGUCAGUGCUCAAGAUGAAAGUGCCAGAAGUCAACAUUGAUGUCCGCCUCCCUAAAGGAAAAGCAGGUGAUGCCAGUGUUCCUGUUGCUACCAAGUCGCCCAAGGCUGGUGUAGAUGGCCAGAUAACCGCAGCAGGUAUUCAGGGACCCGAUGUCGCAUUCCACAUUCCAAAGUUAUCACUCCCAAAGUUUGAUAUCUCGACGAGGAGGAAGGAGGAUGGAGGAGAUGAUGAGCUGAAGACGGCCGAGGACAGGGAUAAUGGGCUGAAACUUAAGAUGCCGAAAUUUGAGGUCGCACUGCCCAAAGUGGGAUUGGUUGAUGUUGAGAUGUCUGGCCCGACCAUUAAGACGGAUAUCAAAAAGGAAACGAAAACUUCGAAGGAAAAAGGGUCAAAGCGAGGAAAUUCCUUCGAUGAAAUGCCGACCAUUGAUGUGUCGGCUCUACAGGCUAAGGUGCCUGGAGUUGAUAUCAGCCUACCUUCAAUGAAAUUGCCUUUCUCUGCUGAAGGGGACUCCAAGGUUGACAUCCAAGGUCAUCCUAAGGCUGAAGGGCCCGAUGCUAAAGUCAAAAUGCUCAAAAUAUCACUCCCAAAAUUUGGUUCCAAGGGAAAAGAGGAGACGGAGGUGAAUGGCAGCAUGGGGAAAGUUGAGCUGAAAGUGGCCCAUCCAGAAGGCAAGGCUAAAGGGAAGGCUCUUGACUCCGGUGCCAAAGAUGCAGAUUUGGAUGAUGUAAAGAUAAAAGGGAAAGAAGGCAGGUUCAAGAUGCCCAAGAUCAAAAUGCCAACCUUUGGAACCUCCAAGAAAUACGAGGAGGACAUUGAGAUCCCUGGAGCUACACUUGGUGUCAAAGCCCCUGAAACUAAGGUGAAACGCGGUUCAUUGGAUGCUGAUGCGGAUGGAUCUGGCGGUAAGCUGAGAAUGCCCAAGGUGCUGAUGCCAUCCAUUGGGAUUUCGGUGAAGGAGGCGUUACUGCCCAGGGCGGAGGUUGACGUGUCAGAGACGGAUCUGAAGACGUACGGCGGGGAGUUAAAGAUUCCCAAAGUGAGAGGCGAGGCGGAGGUGACCGAAGCCGAGGGGAGGCUGAAGAUGCCGUCGGUAAAAAUGCCGGCUAUUGACAUCUCGAUGCCCAAGGUGAAGGCGCCCGAGGUUGACCUGAAUUUCUCCGUGCGUGAGGGUGAAGCCGCGCUCAUCGGCUCUCAAUCCGACGAUGGGGCCUUCAGGCUGAAGAUGCCCAAGGUGGGAAUGCCUAAGUUUGGGACGUCAAAGGACAAGGAACCAGGGGCUGACGCUUCCGGCCCUGGGCGUUACCACGUGGACGAUACUGAUGGCAAGGCAGCAAGUUUCACAGCAAGAUUACCCAAGGUGGACAUCUCUAUGCCCAAAGUGAAACAAUCGGAUGCUGACAUUGAUAUGGACGCUUCCCUCAUUGAGGUGGAGGGGUCCGAGGGAAAGUUUAAGAUGCCCAGUUUCACCUUGCCAAAGAUCUCGCCUCCAAAACUGAAAGCACCAGAACUCGAUAUUGAAUUCAACGUCUCCAAAGACAAGAAGGCUGCGGGUGACACCAAAGUUGGCGCUGAUGGACCGGGGGCUGAGUUUCAGCUGAAGAUGCCCCAGGUGUCCUUGCCCAGUUUCGGUUUGUCUUCACCGGGCGCCGAUGCCGAUCUUCUUCCCGCGGAGAAACCCAAGGCCAAGUUGAAAGCAGAAGUGAAAACUCAACUGGAGGGAGGGGGAGGGGAUGUGGAGGGACGUGACGACAAGUUCAUGGGAGGGAGAAUUAAGAUGCCGAAGUUUCGGAUGAUGACAAAGGACAAAGUGGGAGAGGAUGCAGCUGAAGCGGCGAAAUCUGAUACAGAAACGGAGGGUAGCAAGUUGAAACUGAAGCUACCAAAAUUUGGGAUUUCAUCAAAAUCGACCGAGACGGAAGCUGACCUGGGGAAGGAAGGAUCUGAUGGGAAGGUCAAAGAAUCCAAGUUGAAAAUGUCCAUGUUCGGUCUUUCUCUGGGGAAAGAGCAAAAGGAUGUAGCGGCGGGAUCUGAGCGGGAUAUCGGCGCUGGAGAUGCGUUCAAGAUGAAGAUUCCAUCCGUUACCAUCGCAACCCCAAUGGUGAGAGGACCGGAUAUUGACGUGGAUAUCAGUUUCCCAAAAGGCAAGAUCACUUCCAUCGACCAUGGAGCUAAAGGUGAGAAGAAGGAUGGAAAAGCCAAAGGCGAAAGCCAGGCUCUGGUUGCAAGCACCGAUGGGUCGGAGUCUGGGUUUAAAAUGCCCAAGUUGGCCAUGCCGGACUUUGGCAUCACCGGGAGCUGCGGGAAGGAGGAGGAUGGGAAAUUGGCAGCCAAGGCCAAGGUGGCGGGGACGGAGGUGCGAAGGUCGAAGGUUGAGGCAGGUGUGGAAGGCCCAGGGGCGGACACGGAGGGCAAGCUCCAGAUGUUGAAGGGGAUGAUGCCCAAAGUGGAGAUUGGCUUGUCCAAAGACGCGGGGGAAGGAGCCGAGGUCGGAGAAGGUCGGAGGUCCGGUGGAGAUGCGGUCAGUUCGGGAGCAAUGUCCACAAUGAUGUCCUUCAAGAUGCCCAGCGUGGAGAUCUCAUCACCAAAAACGGGUGAUCUGUCCGCCACGGGCGAUGCUAGAGGCGGCAACAUUGAGAUGAGCUCGGCCGGUGUAAGGGACAUUGAGAGCGGGGCUCUUGAGCUGAAUGUGCCCAAGGUCCUGUUGCCUUUAUUUGGGACCUCCAAGGAGAAGAGUCAAGAGGCACCCAAAGAGCGGACCAGCGUUGGGACCAAACUAGACAUGAAAGGUCCACAGGUUCAAGUGGACGCGUUGGGUGAAUCAGAGGGCAUGCUGAGCAAGUUGAAGGACAAGAUGUCCAAGGUGGGAGUGGAGUUGCCCAAAGUUGCACAGCAAGAGGAGGUGGGGUUGUCCAUUGGCCUUGAGGGCAAGGCUCGGACAGUCAAGGCUGACACUGCCCGGCGGGACCCGGGCCACGAGGGAUCCGAUCCCGAAUCGAAGAGUGGGAAAACCAGGAUGUUCGGCUUCUCCGUCCCAAAGUUGAGGAGUCCAGAAACCUCGUCUCCCAAGGCCAGGGACCGCAGCCGUUCUCCAGCGGCCAAGGGGAAGGCCUGGGGAAGCUCUCCGGAAAUGGACUCCUCCCCGGAGGCCAAGCUGAGAGUGGCCAAGGUGAAGAUGCCCAGCUUCGGCAUUUCCUGGCCCAAGUCGAAGACCCUGGAGUUCAACGGGAACGGAGAGGCAGACGACUCGACGAGGAGAGGAGAUUGGGAGAUCCAAAGCCCUCGGAAAAAGGGGGCCAAAACCGAGGAGGUCGAGAGCCCGGAUAGCCCAGAGGGGAGGUCCAAAAUGAAGCUGAAAUUGCCACGAGUUAGUUUCACACCGGUCAAAUCUCCCUCGGUCAAUAUAAUGAGCGGGGAGAGUCCAGGGGUCCAUGUGAACGGGGAUAGCGAGGGGUCGGGAAGUCCCGGCAAGAUUGUCAAAAUAAAGCUUCCAAAAGUCGAGUUCACCUCCCCCUACCAGAAGGUCAGAGACAGCGAUGCCGAACUCAAUCUUCAACUGGUCAAAACGGAGGUGUCAGCGUCCAAAGACCAGUCCUUCGAGACCUCGUCUCCCCGCGCUGAUCGAGGGGAAGCCAAAGGGUCGAAGAUGAAGGGGCCCAAAAUAACCUUCUCCGGGUUCAGGAAGAAAGGAGGAGAUAAAGGGCCUUCUGACGAGGAGACGGAGGUAUCCACUCUGGUCACUUCCAAGGCCAGGACGGAGCUGGUUCUGCUGGAUUCAAGGGUGGAUCACUCGAAGUCCAAAAGCCUACUAGGCUUCACCUCGGGUAAAUCCAAAGAGCCGGCCACCGCGUCGGGCCCGGGCAAGGAGUCCAAAGCGAAGAGCGACCAGGAGUCAGAGGGCAAGGACAAGUCGGCCAAGUUCAAGCUGCCGACCGUCUCGCUGGGCAGCAAGACCGCCACCGUGGAGUACGACGACAACGCCGGGUGGGAUGGCGAGGGCGAGGACGAGGACGGAGCAACACGGCACUUUAAGCUGCAGAUGCCCCGGGUGGGUUUCACCGCCACCCACCAGGAGCAGCAGGAGGAGAUGGUGGGGGGGAUCGCCUCCGUCACUGUGUCCAAGGGCAGGAAGCCGGAGAAGGCCAGCGUUUAGGAGCGGCCACCACAAAGGUGUCCAUUAGCAACGCUCCCCAGGAAGCCAUGUGAUUAAAGCUAAUUGAUACUGGAAUAAUGCACUAAAAGCUGUUCUGACAUUGUCUGCCGGGAGAGAACGAAGGAUUUACCUUUGAAGGAUGCAGCAAUUUGCAGUGUUCUCCCCUCUGCAAAUUCACCAAGAUGGCUUCCCGCUUUUAAUAUUCCCCAUGCAAAAAAAGUUAACCACUUCUGAAGUGUUGAAAUGAUUUUAAGUGCCUUCUUUAUAGAUACGUUCUAGCAAUUGUUUAAGAGGUAUUUAAUUCUCCAAGCUUGAAGAUGGGGUCUCAUUUCCAGAUGUGGUCUCAUUUCCAGAUGUGGUCUCAUUUCCAGAUGUGGUCUCAUUUCCAGAUGUGGUAUCAUUUCCAGAUGUGAUAUCAUUCCCAGAUGUGGUAUCAUUUCCAGAUGUGAUAUCAUUUCCAGAUGUGGUAUCAUUUCCAGAUGUGGUAUCAUUCCCAGAUGUGAUAUCAUUCCCAGAUGUGAUAUCAUUCCCAGAUGUGAUAUCAUUUCCAGAUGUGAUAUCAUUUCCAGGUGUGGUAUCAGUUCCAGAUGUGAUCACAUUAUUUAUCUUGCUUCAGAAGGGGGGGGGGGGGGUAGGGGAGCUGAAGAUUUUAAUUUAUCACCCACCCACACACAACCUGUCCCACUCUCUGUCUCUCUCAUUGAUUCUUAUUCACCCUCAGUGUCUCUCUGUCUCCGUGUUUCGCCCUCUCUUUCUCUGUCUUUCUCUGUCUGUCUGUCUGUCUGUCUCUCUCUCUCUCUCUCUCUCUCUCCUUCUCUU